Besnoitia besnoiti is the source of this 876-nucleotide messenger RNA. Its product is annotated as diacylglycerol acyltransferase. Gene Ontology annotation, molecular function: diacylglycerol O-acyltransferase activity. Gene Ontology annotation, cellular component: endoplasmic reticulum membrane. Gene Ontology annotation, biological process: triglyceride biosynthetic process. The transcript has 6 exons. The record is from RefSeq and is a predicted model, not a curated record. Lineage: Eukaryota; Apicomplexa; Conoidasida; Eucoccidiorida; Sarcocystidae. Bases 1 to 876 code for a protein of 291 amino acids.
AUGCUGAACGGUUGGUUUCUGUAUAUCCCUGCGAUCUUGUAUUUGAUUUACCGGCGAUAUUGCACCACCAGGCGGCGGCAUCUUGCAUUCAUUGUCAUUUUGCUUCUCUUUAUCUGCUGUCCGAUGCCCCGGAAUCUCCGUGCGAGAAGGUGGAAGAUGUGGAAUCUGUUGCACCGCUAUCACCGCGCGACAGUCAUUGUCGAAGAUGCCAAGAGCCUCCCCCCGCGGAAGCCCACCAUUUUUACAGCGAUUCCUCAUGCAAUCGUCCCCGUUGCACAGGCUGUUCUUCCCACCGGUGAAUUCGGUUCACUGCUGGGCUACUUCACCAUUGCGGUCGCUUCGAUCGUGAAAUACGUACCGGUCUACGGUCACUUCUCGCGCCUUGUCGGCAGCGAGGAUGCAUCUGGCACUAAGUUGAAGGAGGUCCUUUCUCGUCGUCGCCAAAGUAUCCUCAUUUCUCCGGGUGGCAUAGCAGAGAUGUACACUGUCGAUGAGAAAACAGAGAAACUACAUUUGAAGGACCGACAAGGACUGCUGAGACUUGCCUUACAGACAGGAGCAGACGUCGUCCCAGUCUACUGCUUCGGGAAUUCCGAGACAUUUAGGCUUCUGAAAGGAAGCGAGAGGUUCCAAACCCUUGCAAGGUUCUUUCGAAUGGCCAUAUUACUCUUCUACGGUCGCUUUGGCUUGCCAAUACCGUUCGAGGUGCCGCUUUUGUAUGUCAUUGGCCGCGCUAUGCGUCUCCCAAAAAUCGAGAAUCCCACAUCGGAGGACGUCAAAAUCGCUCAUAUGCGCUACAUAUCAGAGGUUAGGCGGAUUUUCAGCACGUACAAAGGACUCUAUGGCUGGAAAACAAAGGAGCUUAGUAUUCAAUGA